Molecule: messenger RNA, 5430 nt
Organism: Aphis gossypii (cotton aphid)
Lineage: Eukaryota; Metazoa; Arthropoda; Insecta; Hemiptera; Aphididae
Exons: 12
Coding region: 948-4046 (1032 amino acids)
Source: RefSeq, a predicted model, not a curated record
AUUGAAAUAAUUAAGUAUUAAAUAUUGAAUUAAGUAUAAGUUUAAGUACUAAGUCUAUUGUGUUAAAAUGAAAACUGUAAGGAUUACAGUAUAUAGUAUUUUAAUUGCUUAUAAUAAAUACAAUCCAGUCAAUAAAAUGUCAGUAGGCUAUUACAAUGAGUGGUUACUUUCCUAUAAUCAAUUGUAGUGUUAGUAUUCAUAAACUUUUCCGAUCUUAUGCAAUCCAUUUAUAGUUUUUAGUGUUUUUAUAGGUACCUACUGUUCUAGUAUUGAAGUAUCGAUAGAAAUAUUAUAGUUGUUGCAUUUUUUAAUCAAAAAAAAAAUAGUAUCUAGUUUUUAUAAUUAUUUACUAUUAAAAUAAAGUGUUAUACAUAUCGUAAGAUAGAAAACUAACAACAACGAUUGUAAAUUUUAAAAUAUUUUUUAAACCGAAAAAAAAUUGUUUACACAAACGGCACAGUUGAAUUUAUCUUUGGGUAAUUUCCGAUACAAAUAUAUUAGCAUUAAAUAAUUUUACAUCAUAAUCUUAAUCAUCAUAAUAUUAUUAUCAAUAGUAACGGCGACGGUGGCAGUAGCAGUAGUAACAGUAGCAGUGGUGAUAAUAUUACAUAGUGACACCACUACCACCGCCACCCCACCACCACCACCACCGCCACCCAUCCAGCAAGCAACCGCCAAACGCCAAGGAGGACGAUCCACUAUAGUAUUAUCGUCAACAUUUGUAAAUAUUAAAUAUUAAAUUGGUAAAUACACCAAUAACAAAACCAUCAACACUAUACGCGCAACUAUAUACAUAUAAUUACAAGCACAGAUUAAUAUCAUCGCACUAACUAUUAUAUACACUAACUAUUAUAUAUACAUUAAGACUAUACAUUAAGUACACCACUAAAUCGACACGACAACACAGGCCGUCGAUAACACACUGCGACGGACAAGUGGACUUCGCCAUGCAGGGGUCCACGUCGCCCUUGUUCGCGAGGCUGCGCCCUCCAGCCUUGCAGGCGGACGGCCAGCGCACUACGACGGCUGCAGCCGCGUCCGUAGACCGUUUGCUGGCGGACAUCGCGUACCAGCGGAAAAAGGAACGCCAGCGGGCGGUGGCGAGCGGCCGGCAGAGCCGACGACACCGCGACGACAGCUCGCAACGUUCGGCUGCCAACUCGAUCAAAGGAUCAACGGCUGCUGGAUUAACAGCAAGUGGAUCCGACGAAGAGGCAGCCUCGGCAUACUGGUGGACCGACGUAUUCCUCCGAUAUUUUGUAUUCGACGAGGACUGCACGAAGAAUACUACCACGGCCGACUCAGAUGACUUGUUGUUUUUCGUACGGCGCCGGCGAAAUAAGCGCAAGUGCAUUAAGCGCCGAUCGUCCCCACGACAUCGACGAAAGGUCAUUUACGACACCCGAGCUUACCGAAAACACCAGCAAAGCCAACAGCAGCAGCAACAACAGCAGCAAAAGCCGACCAUGUUGCCGAUCGGCGACCCGGCAAUCCUGUGGAGGCACACGGUGUGCCUGAACGCCAUCGUCCAUCGGCUGCGGUACACGCUCACGGUGGCCGUGUGCAUGCGUGUGCCCAGAAAAGCCGCCGCACCCGCCUGUUCCGAGUGCUGCGACGGGUCGCAAGAAUUCGAAUCGGCCGACGGCGGACAAGGAGGCUGCGAAUACGACCUUCAGCUGCUGUCGCGACACGUGCACACGGUGUACGCGUCGACUAGCGGAAGGCGUAUGGACGCGGCCAAGGGACCUAGAGAGCGGCCUGUAUAUCCCGCCUUGUGUUGGGCCGUCGACGAUUACGCCGAAGCAUUUCGCACAGUGAUUGUACGCCCUGGACAGACGGUAUGCGCCGAGCUGGUGGCCGAUUGGUCGGGUCCGGCAACCUUGGUCGAGGAAUAUCACGAUAACGACAACGACGACGGCAACGACAACGAUCUAGAUGGCAGUAAUCUCAAUCUGCCCGGUCGUCACAAAUCUGUCAAACUACAACAGAAUCAAAACAGAGUGGUUCUGUUCUCCGGCGCCAUACCUUACGCCGCCGUGCGUGCCGCGUACGAGUGCAAGAUGAGCUUGUACCGCGAUGCAGAACGCCAACGGAGGAAACGGUGGCGGCAACAGCAACGGAAACGCGGAGGCAAGAAAUCGUCGCUGGGCGCCCUGUCCGCAUCGUUGACGGCCCUGUUCGCGGGCGGCAGCAAGGACUCUGUCCCGUCGUCAGACUGCGGAGAUAACGGUUACUAUUACGGUGCUUCCGAGACCGACGCCGAUCGCGUCGAGUACGUGACGGUGCGCGGUUGCCGGCCGAGUCGUGAUGACAACGAAAGCGGCGGCGAAUUGUCAACGGACGACGAAAAUCGCGAAGCUUGCGACUCGGACUUUGACGGAGACGAAAUCUACGACCACACGAAGGGCAUGGCCCAGAUGGCCGUCACUCUCGCACCAAUACAACCUGUUGAAACUAUCACCUCGGGUUUUGAUGGUAAUUCUGAAUACCAUGUCCACCAUCACCACCACCAUCACCAUCACCAACAUCACUGUGUUAGUAGAGAGGACGAUUGCGGCUACAUCGAAUUCGAAUACCCUGAUGACCCUGAUUUUAUUGUCAGGUGUUAUAACCAUGAUAACGAUGAUUACGACCCAGUAAUUGGUUACCAGCAACAGCAGCUCGAUUCCUACACCACACCGGCAACAGCUUCUGAACCGGGUGACUAUUAUGACUACGGGUGGGACUAUGAAACUGCGGCCAGCAGCGAGCAGCAAACACCUCAAACCCCUUCCUAUUAUUAUCAACAGCAACAACAGCAACAACUUGAACGUCAACGACGCCGAGGUGGCAAGCCGAGGCGGCUCAGUGAUCCAUGCUCGACAUCUGUUUUUGAUCAACUCGAUAACAACGACCACAGUUCAGAGCAAUAUAACCAGUCCUUUCAACAACAGCACGAAAUCAAUAAUUAUAAUAGUAUGUAUGGGAAGAAAAGUGGGAAGAAAAAACAGUAUGACUACCAGCAUCGACUACAACAGCAACCGAAUAGAUAUGGAAGUGUAAGAGGACUAUCGUCGAUAGCGUUGACGCCUGGAAGAUCUCAAAAAAUGCAACAUCCGCAUCGGGCCUGGUCUGAGAGCGAUGGGUUGGACAAAUAUGGCGGAGGCCUCGUUCAACAAAUUCGAAAUCAGCAAAAGCCUCAACUGUUACCUCCACCACCAGUACCUUAUUAUUGUGAUGCUGAAGCAGCUGAAUCGGGUUUCGUGCAAUACGUGCAUAAGAGUCCGGGUGACUGGUGGAUACGAACUAAGAACAAGCGUCGUAGAAUACGUUGUAAAAAUAUGAAGCGAAAGCAAAGUGGCAAGACUGACACAACCGUUAUAGAUCGCCGUCGAAGUUCUAGUGCUGGUGCGAAUGGUUGUAACAUUACCGAUGACGAGAAUAGUGAAGGCUCAGAUUCAGGAUCAAACUCAGACCACGAAGAAUCAAAUUCAGAUGAACAGGACAGUGAUGGUGAAUUUAUUGGGGCGCUUGCUGCUGCCGCAGCAUUUGGCCAAGACCCUGAAAGAGAAUGGUUGCGAAACGCUGGUGAUCCAGUAGCUUAUUGGGAUCGAUGUAACUACGAUAGUGACUCAUCAACCGAACCUGUUGACGAUAAUAUGAUGGAAUGGACAGCCGAGAUUAUGGCCACUGAUAUAAGGCGUAAACAACCAUAUCAAAAUUGUUCAAAAUUUUCCAUGUCAUCUAGGAUAGCACAUGAUUCCUUCUAUUGUUGUGAUAAACAGUCACCGACACCUGUCUUAACGAACCAUUUCAUACAUCAUCAACAAAAUCAGAAAUCGGUUGGUCACUCACAGCAAUUCAAUCGCCAACUUUUGCUACCACAAUUCCGACCUCAACCACUGGAGCCCCCACCACCACCUGCACUAAGCGUCGCAUUUACUGCCGUGGCCUGUCCAUGGUGGACAGUCCUAGAAGAUGUGUUGCGUGUGAAUGGCAAAAUUUCAGAAGAGCAAUCGUCAUCGAAUAAAACAGUCAUAGGGUUACCUCUUCUCACGUUUGAUUAGCUCUAAACGUGAAUAAGAAAAAUAAUGAAUAAAUAACGUUUUGAUUUGGUAAACACGUCAAAAAUUAAUCACAGUUGUUAAGAUUAUUUGUUGACAGGCAAUCUAACAGUUCCAAAAUCCAUUAUCUACGAACGUAAUUAAAUUUACACUGCUCAAAUUCUGGAAUCAUCAGUCACAUAGUUUACCCGUAAAUGUAACUAAUUCUUAACGCAUGUCCAUCCAUUUUCCAAACCACCAGUUAUCAAACCACACAUCACAACAUCCAAAAACUUCCCAGCCUCAUAAACACUACCAGAAAAAUAUACUUUCUUCAAAACUUAGAGUACUUAUUAAUUACUGCACAUUAUUCACUCAACAAAACCUUACAUAGUUACAUCUAAAGCUUCGUUUAUACGUUGACUUUGUAAAUUUCAAUUGUGUCGAGUACUAUUUAAUUUAAUUUAAUUUAACACUGAAAUUCUUAUGGUAAUAGAAUAUAUAUCCUAGAUGACUGGUAGUUAAGAUUUUUUUUAUAGAUCUUUUAAGCAAUUAAAGAUUAUUAUUAUUAUUAUUCGAAUAGUUAGUUUAUUUCUGUAGAAUUUUAAGUAUAGUAAAUAAGUACAAAACAAUUUAUUUAGAAAUUAAUUUUAAAUAUUUAAAGAGUGCCGAAUUUUAGUAUUUGAUUAAAAAUGUUCAUAUAUGGAACAUAAAUACAUAAUUAACAAACGAUAAUUGUAAUUAUUUUUCAUUUUAUAGUGUAGCUUAUGCGUGUAUCAUUAAAUUUGUUGGAAACAAGAGACAACUAUAUAAACGUUCUUUUAUCUAUUUUAAUAUUUUUGUACUGAUUCAGCAUGUCAUCUUUUGUAAACUGUUUAAUAACUAUUGAAGUCUUACACCUCUCUUUUAAUUGAAAUUUUACCCAUCACUUGUGUGACUAUUUACUCUUUAGUGAGAUCAACGGUUAUUCUUUUCAAAUAAUUUUUGUACAUUUAAUUACACUACAUAUUGAAGGUGUUGGUUCUGGUACAGUGGUACUAUUUACUAUCCUUGAAAAAAUCCUGAAGUUUGUUUUCUUAGUAUUAUCUAUUUGUUUAUAUUACCUUAAAUAUGUCACUGAAGCAACAAACCUGAUUAAAUGUAAUUUUUUUAAUAAUAAUUAUACUAACUUCAUUAUUUUGUAAAAACUGGAGAUAAAAGGACCAACUUUGUAUACGAAAUAACAUUUACAAUUUUUAUAUAAUUAUGAAUUGUUAUACUCGACAAUGUUUUAUAUAGUAAUUAAUUAAUAAUGUUAUUUUAAAUUGUUUCUCUAAGUGUUGAUGGUUUUGUAUUUUUAUUCAGCCAAGUUUAAUAAAUGUUUCUGUAAGUGCUUGCUUACACAUUGAUAUUAUUGGUGUUCUUAAAA